UUGCCAGUUGACAAUGGGAAAACCGCGCCCAAAUGCCUGACCUAAUCACACAUUUCUCGGUAAAAAUUCAGCUUUCUUGGAAGAACCUUGAUUUUUCGAUUCUUAGGAGUUCAAAGCAUUUGACAUUUGAUUGAAAUCGGAGCCGACUCAAUGGCCAAGAAACUAGUCACUAGGCGGGAGCUUCUGGACCGGUGGAGAGGCAUUGAAGAAGAGGAAGAAGAAAACGACGAUGGGGAUAACAAUGAUCCUCUCAAAGGCCGUCGCCUGCACCAGCACAAAGAACAAUGGUUUGCAGAUGCAUAUAAUUUCUUGAUUUGUUUGCCUAAUGAAAGUCAUAUAUGGUGUGGCUUUCGGGAUAUAAUGGGGCCACUUCUGGAGACUUUCUACAAUUUCUUCAAAGAUGAACGUCAAGAUUCACCUCUUAGGCGUUUGUGGAAGAGGAUCUCUGGUGAAAUGCGGCUCUGCCUCCAAUGCGUCUCUCAGCACCAUCAUGCCCGAGAAAUGUACAAAAUGGAGUAUGAAUACAGCACAAUUGGUCCUCUUCUUGAUGUAUUGCAGAAACUUGAUUAUGAGAGGGUGACACUACACCUGAAAGAUAUCAAUGCAAGAAUAGCAGGGCAAAAGUAUGAUCCUACUUGUGAUAAUACGGAAGUUGUCAACGCGUUGUAUGAAGUAUUGAUGUUCCCAAUUCUUCUAGAGAAUCAGCCCCUAUUCACUGAAUUUGAGUCGUUUGUUGAAGCCAUCGAUAAUAUGCAUGAAUUGGCUUUGUCAGGGCAUCAACAAUUUCCUGGAGUAUAUGCAUUGCUGUUUUGCAAGCGAAGUGUGCGUUCUGUUGGAUAUCGUUUGGCAGGAUCAAUGGGAAGAUUGAGGAGAGCAACAGACUUGGAACCUUUGCAGCCAAUGCUCAAGAAGUUUAUUGCCUGUUUAGAGGCAGAGACUUUACCAUCAGCUAUGGAAUAUUCAACACCACAGCCACAGCCAGAUCGUGCUUCUUUAUGGGUCGGCUUCAAAUCUUUGCUUGGCUUCAUGGAUUCUCCAGCUUUUGAAGAAGGGUUAUUGGAACACUAUCCCUUUUUUCUUGAUAUUGUACUCAAUCAUAUUAGCAGUGAUUCAGUUGAAUUUUCACAUGCUGUUACUUGCUUGAGACUUCUCUUCGAAAUGCUUGGUUGUAAGCUUUGGUUAAGGUCAAAAUUGUCUCCAAGUGUAAUGCGCAACACUCUGCUUGGUCAAUGUUUCCAUACUCGCAGUGAGAAAAUCCAUAAAGAUAUAUUUAGUCUUUUCCAGCCUUUUCUGCAGUCUCUGGAAGCUUUGCAAGAUGGAGAGCAUGAAAAGCAGCGGAGGAAUUUUCUCUAUUUUCUUCUUCAUCAAGUGCCAGUGAGCAGUAACUUCAGCAUUCUAACAAGAAAAUUAGCUUGCCAGAUAUCACUUCUUGUUGUGCAUCGAGGUUACACAAUGAAUCCGCCUUCUCCUCCUUUUGAGUGUGCACAUAUGUGGGGACCUUCCCUUGUGUCAUCCUUGAAGGACUCCUCACUUCACAGCUCUCUAAGACAGCCUGCUUUUGACCUCAUGCAGACUAUUAUAGUAUCUGAUGCUACUGCAUUAAUAUCUUCAGUGCUGAAUCACUGCACACCUAUAAGUAAUGUUGAUUGCAUGGAAUAUGAGCUGAAGGAUGACAACGAUAAAGUUUGGCUCUCAACUGUUUUAGAUAAAGAGAAAGAUAUUAGUUCUUGGAGUCAGUUUGACAUGCAGAGCAGAGUAACUUCUCAAGAGUGCAGAGAGUGGAUGUGCAUUCCAUUGUUAUGGGUUGAUGUUUUAGCUGAUAUGCAUCCCUCAGUCCUCCCAAUAUCAUUUUCAAAGGCCGUUUUCUGGGCACGAUCACGUUUUUCUAUGGUUGACCCUGAGAGCAGUGCAGAAAUGCUGCUUCCAAUUAGAACUUGGCUUUCAACUUACAUUUCAGAACUUUCCUCUUCUUUUGAGUGGAAGGUUCCGACUGGUUCUGAUGAUGGUGGAAAUGGGGACACAUCAAAAAACUCAGUGGAAGUGUUGACAAUGUCUUCUACUUUAAUAAGAACAUUCAGCAGGUUGACUGCACAUUUUUUAGUUCAGAUGGUACAAGGAGAACUCCGAAGACAGUGGACUUGGGAACCACAAAUGGGCGAAAGCUUAAUUCUUUCGCUUUUGGAUCCGAAUGAUAGUGUUAGACAGUUUGGCAAGUGUAUUUUGGAACAAGUCUCUGACACCCGUGGUCUUUCAUGUGGAUUAAGGUUUCUUUGUUCUUGCAAGGUGUCGUUGUCUGCCACUUUUUUGGGCCUGAAACAUGCUAUGAAACUGAUGCAAUUGGAUUCCGUUCUGUUGAAGUUUCAAGCACUGCAUCAUUUUUGGUUUCUUUUAUUCAAAUUACUGAAAGAAGGGGAUCUAACAGCGUCAGAAUUGCCAGAAAAAGCAGAGAGUGUCUUAAAAGUGCCGACAUUUUCUUCCCAAGGCGGGUUUUUGAAACAGCCAGAUUUUGAUUCUCUGCCUGUGGAUAUUGAUAAACGCGUUUCAGAUGUUGACUUAGAAACUAAAGAAAAAUUCAGUUACUUGUUAUCUGAAAUGGCCUGGCCUAUUAUCUGUAGAUAUCUGGGUAAAGGAAAAGAAUUUAUUGAUUACAAUCUUUGUCAGAUGACUUGUGUUCGGAUACUUGAGAUUUUACCUGUUCUUUUUCAAAGACUCCAAUCAUUUUGUGGCAAAAAGCUUGGGACUAUGACUAUGCUGGGUCAAAAUAAGUUGGAUUUCAGAUGGCUUUCUGAUCUCAUGGAGUGGGGAAAGUCAUCACUAAAGGUUGUAAUUGUUUACUGGAAGCGAACAGUUACUUGUUUAUUGAAUAUAUUGAAAGGGUCUUGUGCUAAUUCUGCUUCUGCAAUCGUUGCCCUAGAAAAUCUUAUUUCAAGUGAUGGUUGUCAAUUGCAAGAACUGAUGGAACAUGUGUCCCGCCUAUCUGUUUCUCUGUCUUCCGAAGGUGUUGAUAAUUUUCUUGAUGCUAGUGAGAAGCCCAGAUCUUCAGUAUCUGAAAAUACUUUGAAGAGCAAAUGUUUCACUUCAGAUAGGCACUCUUCCUUGUUGGAGGAUACAGGUGUGCAAAUUGGGGACCCACAAAUGCUGACCAGCAAAAAGAACAGAGAAAAUGUCAUUGUACUUUCUGAUGACGAAGGGGAACCAAAAUCUCUUAGCAAUAAGAACAUUCUGUCAGAUGGCAAGACCGGCCACAGCAAGUCUCUGUCCUCAGAUGCCGGUAAAAACAUAACAGUUGCUGACCCUGCAAAACAUAAUGUUUCUUCUGUAAAAACUUCCAGGGACCGGGGAGAGUCUGUCCAGGGAAAGGUUCCUAGCACCGUCUCUAGUAUUUCUUCUCAGAAAUUGGACUCUGAUAAUUUACAAGAUAAACCUGUGGUCACUUCCUUUGUUAAUUCAAAAGUUGUAGAUCACGGUGGCAAGGAAGCAAACUUAAAGUCCAAUGAUCUCAAUCUGACAACACUAUCUGAAGAACCUUCAAAUGCUGUGAAACCAAAUAAAGCUUGUGACAAUAUGACUUUGUAUAGUGGUACUAUGUCAACUAAUCCAAUUUUAAGUGAUUUAGUUCGUGAUAAUGGGGAUGAUCCUUUGGAAACUGCACUGAAGUCUGUGGGACGUACCCAGUUGUAUAUAGCAAAGCCUACUUCAGUUUCCAGAAGACAAGUUAUUCAGCUCAAAACUCCUUUUGAAAACAGAUCUGGCCGUCUGCAUAGAUUGGAGGAUAAUAUAAAAAGGUUCAAGCCACCAACAUUAAAUGAUUGGUAUAAGCCUAUUCUUGAAAUAGAUUAUUUUGCUAUAGUCGGAUUGGCUUCUGCAAGAAAAGAUGAAAGCCAGGCUAUAAGCAAACUAAAGGAAGUUCCUUUGGUUUUUCAAUCACCUGAACAAUACGUGGAGAUAUUUAGACCUUUAGUUUUGGAGGAGUUUAAAGCACAGCUGCACAAUUCUUUUGUGGAGAUGUCAUCAUGGGAGGGGAUGAUAUCUGGAAAACUUUCUGUGAUGUCAGUGGAGAGAGUUGAUGACUUCCAUCUUGUGCGUUUCAUACAUGAUAACAGUGACUCUGCUGAAUCAAAGAGCUUUUCAGAAAAUGACCUUGUUUUACUGACAAAGGAUCCUCCACAAAAAUCUUCACAUGAUGUUCACAUGGUUGGAAAGGUUGAAAGAUGUGAGAGAGGUAACAAAAGAAGUUUAACUAUUCUCCUUAUCAGGUUCUAUUUUCAGAAUGGCUCUUCACGAUUAAAUCAAGCUCGAAGGGCUCUCACUGAACGGAGUAAAUGGCAUGCAUGCCGGAUUAUGAGCAUUAUAUCUCAAAUUCGUGAAUUUAAUGCAUUGUCAUCUGUAAAGGGCAUUCCCUUACUUCCACUUAUUUUGAAUCCUCUCAAUGAUUCAUGUCAUCAUAAUGAAUUUAAGGAAGUGGAUCUUAGUAAGUUGCCCCAACCUUUACAGAAAACUUUUAGGUCAUCAUUUAAUGCCAGUCAACUCCAGGCUAUAAGUGUUACUAUUGGAACAGCUAAAGAAAAGAAAAAAUUUGAAUUGUCACUUAUUCAGGGGCCCCCAGGCACUGGGAAGACACGGAUUAUUGUUGCAAUUGUCAGUGGCCUGCUUGCUUCUCCUUCAGAGAAGAUGAGUUGCACCCAAAAUCCGUCAAAUGAAAACUUGAGUUCCAGUACGAGACCAAAAGUUAGCCAGAGUGUUGCAAUUGCGAGGGCAUGGCAAGAUGCAGCCUUGGCCAGACAGUUGAGUGAUGAUGUUCAAACCGCAUCAAAGUAUGCAGGAAAUUGUGUUAGACGAAGAGUGCUUAUAUGUGCUCAAUCUAAUGCUGCCGUGGAUGAGUUGGUCUCACGAAUUUCUAGCCAAGGUCUUUAUGGCAGUAAUGGGAAAAUGUACAAGCCUUAUCUUGUAAGGGUUGGAAACGUAAAAACAGUCCAUCCAGAUUCACUGCCAUUUUUUAUUGAUACACUUGUUGAUCAACGUGUGGCAGAAGAGAGGAUGCAUUCAAGGGAUGGGAAGGAUGAUUUGAGAGUAGAUUCUUCUGGGGCUUUGCGUUCCAGUUUAGAGAAAUUAGUUGAUUCUAUUAGGUUUUAUGAAGCAAAACGUGCAAGCUCAAGGGAUGGAAAUUCUAAGCAAAAGAAUCUUCUGCAUGAUGACUCUUGCAAGGGAGAUGAGAAGGAAAUGUCUGACACAGAAAUUGAGAUGCAGCUACGGAAACUAUAUGAACAGAAAAAACAAAUAUACAAGGAUCUUAAUAAUGUUCAGGCUGGGGAGAGGAAAGCCAAUGAAGAAAUCAAGGCACUUAGGAAUAAGCUGCGAAAAUCUAUACUCAGGGAAGCUGAAAUAGUGGUAACUACCUUAAGUGGCUGUGGUGGGGACCUCUACGGAGUUUGCUCUGAGACAAUGUUAAGCUCCAAGUUUGGGGGUCCGUCUGAGAAUACACUUUUUGAUGCAGUUGUAGUUGAUGAAGCUGCCCAAGCAUUGGAGCCUGCUACUUUGAUACCUCUUCAGCUCUUAAAAUCAAGUGGAACCAAAUGUAUUAUGGUUGGUGACCCAAAGCAGCUUCCUGCAACAGUCCUCUCCAAUGUCGCAAGUAAAUUUCUUUAUGAAUGCAGCAUGUUUGAACGUCUACAGAGGGCUGGCCAUACUGUUAUUAUGCUUAAUGAACAGUAUAGAAUGCACCCGGAGAUAUGCAAGUUUCCUUCACUGCACUUCUACGAGAGCAAGUUGCUAAAUGGCUGUGACAUGCCUAGUAAGUCAGCAUCGUUUCAUCAGACCAGGCGUCUUGGACCUUAUGUAUUUUAUGAUAUCAUCGACGGUCAGGAGCUUCAUGGAAAAAAUUCCGGUGUGCUAUCUCUUUACAACCAGCAUGAGGCUGAUGCAGCUGUUGAAUUGUUGAGGUUUUUCAGGAAAAGGUACCCAGCUGAAUUUAUUGGUAGAAGAAUGGGUGUUAUUACGCCAUACAAGUCGAGAAGUGGAUAUACUGUUACUCUCUACUGUAAGAGCAGCACGUUCAAACUCAGCUGGAUCUGGGAUCAAAUCAAGCUCUAUCGGAUUUGUUGCUGAUGUAAGACGGAUGAAUGUUGCCUUA
Molecule: messenger RNA, 6130 nt
Organism: Neltuma alba
Lineage: Eukaryota; Viridiplantae; Streptophyta; Magnoliopsida; Fabales; Fabaceae
Molecular function (GO): helicase activity
Source: RefSeq, a predicted model, not a curated record